AUGUAUGCCGAGGACUUGAAAUUAAAUUAUUUAGCUAUACAGGGUGUUGCAUUUAUGAUGCACACAGCCCCAUAUUUUCGUUAUUUAGAGGAAUACCGACUUAAAUGUUUGCACAGUCAAACAAGCUUAUGGUUCACAUUUUUUAAGCUUAAUACAGAAUGGGCACAAGUGGAAGUAAUAGACUUGAUCAACGAUGGUUCUGGACUGGCAUUUGGUAUUAUCGGGGGACGUAGCACCGGAGUCGUUGUUAAAACGAUACUUCCCGGUGGUGUUGCUGACAGAGAUGGCCGCUUACAAAGUGGUGAUCAUAUCCUGCAAAUUGGUGAUGUAAACCUUCGUGGCUUAGGAUCUGAACAGGUUGCAUCCGUUCUUCGUCAAUGUGGUGUACAUGUGAGAAUGGUUGUAGCAAGGCCAGUCGAACCAACAUCAUCGGAUUAUCAGGCCCUUGGGAGUCAUGCACCUAUUGUGCCAACAAAACUGUUAGGUGAUCCAGAAGAACUUGAUCGUCAUUUAAUUGAACAUGGCUAUACAGAAACCUUCUCACAUGCACUUACCCAACCAAAUUUUCCCGAUGAUACGUAUAUCUAUUCCAGGACGUCAUCUGAAUUGGAUAUACAUCCUUUAUCCGGCAUUGUGGAUGUGGUUAAAGAUCCUUUACCAAUUGGACCGAUUCCUAUAAUCCCUACAGCACCAAGUCGUACACCGAGUGCUAGUACUGUGGAGUUGUUACCAUUGGAUAUGGCGUUACGAGGCCAACCUUUACCUGAAACUGAAACUUUUGAUGUACAAUUGCAUAAGGAUGACUAUGGUUUAGGUAUAACUGUUGCUGGAUAUGUUUGUGAAAAAGAAGAGCUGUCAGGAAUUUUCAUUAAAAGUAUUAGCGCUGGAAGUGCUGCAGCUUUAUGUCGAAAAAUUCAAGUGAACGAUCGUAUUGUACAAGUUGGUAAUCAAUCGUUACAAGGUUUCACAAAUCACCAAGCAGUUGAAUUGCUACGCCACACGGGUCCAAUUGUUAAAUUACGUUUAGAACGUUAUUUACGUGGUCCAAAAUAUGAACAAUUACAGCAGGCAAUUCGUGCAAAUCAAUUAAAACCACCAUCUCCACCUUCACCAUCAGUUAGUUCAUUACCCAAAUUUAGUGUCAUUACGGAUGGUUAUUCAGUAACUGAAAUUGAAUUAGAAGGUGAAUCACAUACAACAAUUACAUCGAGUGUAUUUAUUGAUAACAACCAACAACAACAAUAUAAUAAUUCAACAAUAUUAGCAACACAAUUACAUCAACGACAACAUACAAAUCUUAUUGACGAUGAGAAUAUUGAAAUAGUUUUAGAUGAACCAUCAAAUCAUUUUCAUACAAAUAAUACUGUGAUAAAACCUAUAAAUAUAUCACCUAUGGAUAAGAAAUUACAAGAGAAAUGGCGUGAAAUACUUGGUAGAGAUAUGGAUAUUAUUGUAGCACAUUUAACAAAAGAUAGUAAAGGUGGCCUUGGGAUUAGCUUAGAGGGGACAGUGGAUGUUGAAGAUGGUCGAGAAGUGCGUCCACAUCAUUAUAUACGUUCAAUAUUGCCAGAUGGUCCUGUUGGAAUGAAUGGUUUACUGGAAUCUGGUGAUGAAUUGCUAGAAGUGAAUGGUACACUUCUAUUAGGCUUAAAUCAUUUAGAAGUUGUAAGAUGUUUAAAAAAUUUACCACAAAAUGUAAUAUUAGUAUGUGCUCGACAUUCUGAACACUCGGCACCACAUCGAAUUAUUAAUACAUCACAAGAUAGGGCGGCUUUUGCAACAAGGAGUAUAUUAGGUGGAAGUUUACAAAAUUUAAUUGCAUCAACAGAAAUAUCACGAUUAGUAAAAGCAAAAUCGGAUAGUUCACUUACAUCCUCAGUUACAGCUGGUGAAUUAAGUGGAAGCCGUAGCAAAAGUCGAUCAUUAGAACCUGUAACUGGAUUGGCAGCAUGGUCGGAUGAACCCCAUGUAAUUGAAUUACAGAAAGGCGAACGUGGUGGUCUUGGAUUCUCCAUACUAGAUUAUCAAGAUCCAGUAAAUCCUGCUGAAACUGUAAUUGUGAUACGUUCAUUAGUUCCUGGUGGCGUUGCUCAAACUGAUGGGCGUUUAAUUCCUGGUGAUAGAUUGUUAGCUGUAAAUAAUACACCAUUGGCUCGUGCAUCCUUAGAUAAAGCUGUUCAAGUAUUAAAGUGUGCACCUAAAGGGCCUGUACAAAUUGCAAUUGCUAAACCCUUACCAUGUCAUGAUACUGUUUCCCAAAGUAGUCAGAUUUCAUCAUUAUCUUUUCAAGAAUGUAUAGAAGCUGAUGAUACAGAAGAUCAUACAUGCUUGGAUGAUUAUCAAGAAUGUUUAGAAGAAUAUCAAGAAGGUCUAGAAGUCGUUCAAAUAUGUGUGGAUGAAAAAAACGGAGAAAACUCAUUAGCAACACCACAUAGUACAUCAAUCAAUUCACUAAUAUCAUCCACCAAUCUUGAAACAAAGUACAAAAUAGAAUUAAGUCAAUGUUUACGUGUUCGUGAAUCCUCGGAUGAGAAAGAUGGAUAUGAAACAUGUUUAGAGGAUAUCGAUUCAUCGGAUAUUAGUAUUACAAAUGAUGUUUCUAACGAACCAAAUCAAAUUAGUAAUAAUAAUAAUAAUAAUAAAAGUAAUAGUGAUUUAAAAUUGGAUUUAUUAAGUAAUAGUAACGAACAUUUAAGUGAAACGAAAUUAUAUUCAAAAAAAGAUCAUGUGUGUUUAAAUUUAAAUUCACCAAAAUCUGAUAGUGAUUACGGUGAUCAAUUAAAAUCAUAUGAUGAGCAAAGUGAUUCAUUUGGGAGUGAUCAAUUUUUUUUAGUACAAUAUAUUGAUGAUGAAGAACCAGAUAGAUCACUUGGAACAGAACGCUUAGAGCAAAUUGAAGAAGAAGAGACAACUCUAACAAACAGACAUCAUCAGAGUUCAACAAUCGGCGAACAACCCCAUAAUACAAAAAAGCAACCAGCCUCAACAGACAUCGCUGAAGUACAACCUCGAGCAACUCCACGUCGCUACGUACGCUGUUUAUCCGAAUACUAUAAUGAUUAUGAAGAAGUAUUAGAAGAAUGUCGAGCCUUACAACAAAACAAUGAACAAAUAACCGACAAUCAACAAACAACUAACGAACAACCAGAACAAUCAACACCACUAAAAGAAGAAGAAUCACAGCAACCAGAUGAAGUAGUUUAUUUCAUAAGUGAUGAUAUUGAUGAUACGGUUGUAUGUUCAAGAGAUUACUCAACAGAUGAUUUUAGUGAAAGUGUAAAUUUAAAUUCAUUAUCACAGCCACCACGUUCGAUUUCAGCACCCGAUUUAUUAAAUUUAACAUCGAUUAAAUAUUUAAAUACACGUGAUGUAAAUAGUGCUUGUGGUGAUUGGUGUAGUGAUUCAAAAUAUCGACGUAAAUCAGCAGUUCCAACAACAACCGCAACAAAUUAUUGUUAUGAAAUAGAUGACUCCUCAUUAUCCAUGACUGUCACACGUAGUGUUAUUGAUACGGGUGGAGGACAUACAACAGGUGAUACUGCUACAGAAAUCAUGGCAGAUAGUCACUGGGGUCCACAACGGCUUGUACAAGUUAUUCGACCUCCUACUGGUGGAAGCUUAGGCAUCAGUAUAGUCGGAGGAAAAGUGGACCUCUAUAAUGCUGAAUCAGUACUUGGAAUAUUUGUUAAGAACGUUGUACCACAAAGUCCUGCUGGAUUAACUGGCGAACUUAAGACGGGCGACCGGAUACUAGAAGUUGACGGUGUCAAUUUGAGAAAUGCCAGUCACGAAAAAGCUGUAGAAGCCAUACGUUCUGCAGGAAAUCCUGUGAGCUUCUUAGUACAGUCCUUAGUUCCAUGGGGUGAGACAGAUUCACAAAGCUUACCAAAUAAUAUAGAAAAUGAUCUAAUAGGCUUACCAACAUCACCAACACCAAGUAUUGCCUCAAGAAAAUUAGAUUAUUCUCGAACGCCUACACCUCAUAUUAAUGUAUCUAAAACACCAGAUCCAGGAAAAACACAGGAUGGAACAGUACCUGAAAUAAGAUGUUCAUCAGCUGCAGCGGAAUUACCAACUGAACCGGUACCUGACAGUCCAAUAUCUAGGCCAAAUUCAGCACGUAGUAUGCGCCCAGAAGAUCCAGAAGUUAUUGAUGAUCAGCCAGCGACUACGAGCAAGCCUAAAUCAAAAUACUCAGAUAGUGAAGAAGAAAGUAGUGAUGAAGAAGAUACACGCGAUCAAGAAGGUAGAAUGUAUACUGCAAAAGGUCAAGAAGUUGCAAAAGUGCAUAGCAAACGUCUUUUGAUUGACAGAGCAAGUGCCGGAAAUGUAAAGCGGUCAAAAGAGGAAAUUGCGGCUGAUCCAGAAGAGGAAGAUGAUUUUGGUUACACAACAAAAUACCUUACCAAAGAUUAUUAA
Messenger RNA from Chrysoperla carnea, 4419 nucleotides. Its product is annotated as inaD-like protein. Gene Ontology annotation, molecular function: protein binding. The coding region runs from base 1 to 4419 and encodes 1472 amino acids. NCBI's taxonomy places the organism in Eukaryota, Metazoa, Arthropoda, Insecta, Neuroptera, Chrysopidae. The record is from RefSeq and is a predicted model, not a curated record. The transcript has 21 exons.